AUGUUUAUGACGCAAAAGACAUUGUCAGCAAACAGACAAGAAAGACGAGAAGACCUGGGAGACGGCAAAAGAUCAUUAAUGAAUGUAAGAAAUAAAAUUGGGUCUAAAAUGCUACCCUGCGAAACACCAGACGACACACGAAACGAAGAAGAGCACGAUGAAACAACGGAAAUUUUUUGUGUACAAUUAGGGAAACCAUCAGAAUUAUCAUCGGAGCAAUCGUAG
This is a messenger RNA of Didymodactylos carnosus, 225 nucleotides long. The record is from the annotation of a GenBank genome assembly. NCBI's taxonomy places the organism in Eukaryota, Metazoa, Rotifera, Eurotatoria, Philodinida, Philodinidae.